Malaya genurostris is the source of this 6280-nucleotide messenger RNA. RefSeq lists its product as uncharacterized. Gene Ontology annotation, molecular function: protein binding. Gene Ontology annotation, biological process: protein localization to ciliary inversin compartment. Lineage: Eukaryota; Metazoa; Arthropoda; Insecta; Diptera; Culicidae. Gene Ontology annotation, cellular component: ciliary inversin compartment. Bases 694 to 5757 code for a protein of 1687 amino acids. The transcript has 2 exons. The record is from RefSeq and is a predicted model, not a curated record.
AUUCGCAAUACAUGUUCAGAUAUACCGAUAGUUUAUUUCGAUUUUGACCAGUAAUAAAGUUCUGUAUCCAGGCCCGUACACAAAAUUUCAUUUCGGGAGGGGCCCAAAGAUUAAAAAAUAAUGUUACUGAAGAUUGCUUAUGUACCUAAUUCUCGGUGUGCUUUUUACGUUGACUGUCUUGUUAUUUCUGUAACACAUGUCUGAGACAUUCUAAAUAAUUAUAUGUUUUUGGUUUCGGGUAAAGCCAGACCCCCCCCCCUCCCCUCUCCUAUGGGUACGUGACUGUCUGUAUCCGUUUUGUUUACAUCAUUUACCACAUCAAUACUACCAAAAACAAACCGGUCUGUCUGCAUGAACAGCUCAACACUUUUUCAUCAUUCGCAUUAUCAGUUCCCCUUUUGGCGAGUAGAGGCGGGUAUUUCUGUUCAAUUGUGAUUUUAUUUAUUUGGAUUUUGAACUGAUAUCGAGUGCUUCAUUAUUUGCAACAUUGGCAAUCAACAGAGACAGGUUUCUCGGAAAAAAAGCUUGCAGAAUUGCGCAGUAGACUAAGCGAAAAAUUAAAUUCUUUAGGCUACUGCUCACAAAAUACUCGCCCAGAGCACAGCCUUUUCAGUUUCAAUCCCAACGGAAGAAUCGGUAGCAGCUGAUGUACAUAUAAGCACACCCUGAUUUCAUCCGGAUGCUGUUCUAAAAAUGGCCAAAAGCAACAAAGAAUAUAAGAAGGUAGGAACAGUAGGAGGAGCUCGCCAUGGCGACUCUUUUCAAAUACACGUGCUCAUGAUGCUUUAUGCACGGAUUGCCGGGAAUAAUUCGUUUGCCAAUUUUCGUUUGGCGACCGAAUGGAAAGAUGCAGGAAAAUUCGACGACGUCGUUCUGGUAUGGAACAAUGAUCAACAGACUGCCACUCAGAAUUGGUUGUUUGUUCAAGUCAAGCACAAGAUCUCACCGAAGCAUUCGGAACUUAACGAGAACCAUUUUUUCCCUGUGCAAGACAGGAGCAAGGGAGACUUCUCGAUGUACAAAUAUUUGGUGUCAUUUUGGGACAUCAUGGACAGCGGCGAGUUCGAUGGUAGCAAUCAUGAUUUUGUGAUAAAUACAAAUGCAGGAUUAAACAAAGAAAUUACACAUUGGUUCACCGAUGUUGAUGUUCAAGCCAAGGGUGCUCUGAAAUUACUAGGGGAUAAAGGACGAUUUCUGAAAAUAAAACCAAUAGACAAAUACGUAACGAAGUUGAUGGAUUAUAAAAACAAAGAUUUCAACGACCUGCUGCAAGUGAUGAGAGAUGCAUUCCUAAAUGGAAGACAUGAAUUUGAAAUCCAUAUGUUUGAAAAAUACAGAGGAGCAUUGAAUAAUAACGUACUGGUAGCCGAUAAAGAUGUGGUUAGAUUAGCUCCUAGGUUCAUUAAAAAGAAAAGACUGAAUCCACCAGAACGGCGCUUACGUGAGCUUUUGUCGGAAGAAAAUAAAACACUGGAGCAGUGGAACACUUUGACUAGUAGGAACGUGCAACUAAUCAACGUUCUAAAAUCUAAGAACGAUUCUAUAAACACACUUCCGCGUUUUAUAACAAAAGCAGAAGUCGAACAUUUCCUUCAGAAUCUAACAAUUGCCAUCGAACAACCUAACAAUGAUGAUCUAGAGAUUGUAAUAAAAAAGCAAUUCCAAGAUCAGUCGUCGAGACAGGAUCUUGCUUCAAAUGAAUGGUACACUCAACUGAUGUACGCGAACCUACGUAAAAUGGUUUACGAUUGGUUGGACUGCAAGAGCACAAUGUGUAAAUUCAUGACCAAUAAUGAAUGGACUAAACUAUCUCAGGAAGUUCUGCGUAUUAUUGCAGAGUCUAAGUUAGAAACCCAGACAAGAAUUUUCAAAGGCAAAAUGGAAAAUUUUCUCAUCGAAUUCAGAGACUGCAGUCCGAUAGAAAGUCUGAUUUUUUGUAGUUUUCCAGUGGUUAUAUUUACAAGUACUGAUCAAAGGCUGUUAACCUGUCUUAAAGUAUAUCGAAUUUUACAAAAUCAGUACUUCUAUUAUUUUUCCCUCACUGACUUGCAGCUGCCUACCAUUUGUGGAGAAUUGUACAGCUUCAUUCGUAACUCUAUUUCGGAUGUUUUCAUUAUACUGGAAGAUAACUGUCCAAGUUUCAAGCACUCAUCUGAGCUGCUCGGGUCAAUGUUGGCUAGUAAUCGAGUCAAACUUAUUUUCAUCACAUCCACUGAGGAACGCGCCACAAAUUUCUUCAAACAUCGGCCAUUUUAUUCGACGAUUAAUGAUUCAUUGACUAACAUGAACGUUCUGAGCCAAACUAGUCAAGAGAUGCUCCUACAAAGAUCACUGUUAUUCCAAGGCUUUGAACUUACUCUGAAUAAACUAUCACUGUCUGAACAUCUUUGUGCACUCGUGAAUGAUGAAAUCCUCGAAAUGUUAAUACAAGAUAAGUCAAUUGAAAUCGGUACUGCCCUACCCGAGCUUCACCUAAAAUGCUAUAUUGAACGAACAACUAGUCGUGAUGAAUCGGAAGACUCUGCUAACGGCCAGGAUGAUUAUGAUACUGAUUCCGACGACCCAACAAGCAAUGAUGAGAACCAAACAAAAAGUUAUAGUGAAAAGGAAUUCCUUGAUCAUGCUCAGCGGUACAACAGAACCUUACUGUCAUCGACCCCAGGAAUGGGGAAAACGACCCUCUGGAUGAAGUUAGCCCAGGAUGCGAAGAAAUUAUAUCCCACCAAUUGGGUACUGUACGUAAAGCUAUCAGAUUGCGGGAAGAAACUGGAGGCUCUCAAAAAGCUAGCAAAUUUAGAAGAUGCAAUUGAUUUUCUCAACAAUAUACUACCAAUCAACUCAAAAUUCGAACAAACGCUCUUUUCGAAAUGGUUGCAGACAUUGCCAGACCGUGUUUAUAUUUUUUUCGACGGCUAUGACGAGCUACCGUCGGAAAUGAUGGAACGAGCUAGUUCAUUAUUUGGGAUACUCGGAAAAGCACGCAUUUUUGUCAAUACACGAGAUCACCAACAGGAUGCAUUGGAACAAGCCAUGGACGUAAAAGCAUUUCGUUUAGAACCUAUCAGUAAAAGCGAUCAGAAAGUUCUUUUGAAAAGUCUGCUUGUUUCUCCCGGCAAAACCAGCCGUAUUUCCGAUCCGAUAAACAAGUUUGUAAAACGUCUGAUUGAAAAAAUUCACAGUAAAUCGAUGGAGAUCGCCAGCAACUUUGUGGGUGUUCCCUUGAUGAUCAACAUGCUAGCCGAAAUUUAUAAACCAUCAGUGAAUGAACAUCGUCAAACAAAUGGAAGUACUCUUUUGCAGAAUAUUGAUCUAGAAACGUUGAAUAUUAGGGACCUGUUCGAAAUGUUUGCGUACCAUUCAUUCAGACGGCAGAACGUGGAAAAACAGAAUCUGGACGAGAAAAAUUACCACACAAUUCGUAUGUUGGAUCAACGAAAUGCUUUAUAUGGAGGAUUUGUUGAGCUUCACAAUUAUCUUGGACUCAUAAGUUUAGUUGACAAACAAAAGUUAAGUUUGAUUGUACGCAACAAGCGGAAACUCUCAUCACUCGAGGAGCAAGCAGAUCAUUUGCUAGACUCUUUCAUUGUACCCAAAUAUUCAAAUGGAGUUCCACAUUUCUUCCAUUCCUCGAUAGCUGAGUUCUUCGCUGCCAAGUGUUUGUAUGAGUGUCUGUUUUGCAUGAGCUUAGAAAAUAUAGAACAGAAUUUUGUUAAGAACAAAGAGAAAAGGCACUCAUCUAGAAAGCGUUACAUAAAAGAUAUUUAUGACUUGUUCCAGACAGUGCUCAUAGACUAUCCCAUCGUUCGUAAGUUCUUCUUUAUGUAUGCAAAAUCGAGUGAGAAAUUCCUCAAUAAACUAGAGAAAAUGCUUUGGUGUAUGCGUCCUUAUCCAUUGCUGUGGGUAUGCGAGGAAAACUUUGAGGAACUGGCCAAACGGCUCAUUGAACAAGAUCCAUCGAUUGCUACGUUUCAGACACCGCGAAAAAAAUACGCACUACACUACGCUGCCGCUCAUGGCAACACUGCCAUCUGUUCCCUACUGAUCGACCACAAAGCUAACGUCAAUACGGGGGACAAUUUCAAUCGAACGGCAUUGCAUUUUGCUGCCCAAAAAAGUCAUUAUGCUGUAGUAAAACUGUUGAUCGAACGAGGAGCUUGCGUUGACGCCACCGACACUCAACAGCAAACGCCGUUGCAUCUCGCAUCUCAUGCUGGGAACAUUGAAAUAGUCGAAGAAUUAAUGAAGCAUUCCUCUUCGGUGAAUCGUCCUAAAACUGGUGGUUGGAAUUGCCUGCAUAUCGCAGCGAUGAAAGGUCACACCAGUAUCGUAAAACUUUUGAUUGCCAAAAAAGUAGGGCUAGAUGCCGUUAAGGCCAAAAAUUGGAUCAUGUUUCUUGGGCAGUUGAUUCCAUCCAAACCUCCAGAAUUAGUUGCCGCACUGGUAGAGUACAAAGUUAUCAACGAUCGAGCGAACUGCAUCCCAACAUUACUCUGGGCUGUUCGACGUGAUCACGCUGACGUUAUUCGCGUGAUGCAUCAGGCAGAUAUUGAUUGCUGUAUAGUAGAUAGGAAGUCCGGAUUAAGCACCUACCAAAUUGCUUUAAACUGUGGAUCAUUUAAAGCGGCCGAAGCGAUUCUUUCCGUGCAGAAAAAUCUAGAAGGAUUCGAGUUACCCCUGCAUGCUGCUGUUCUGGCAGGUUGUGCUGAAUGUGUUGAAAUUUUGCUGAACAAAAAUAUAGACGUUAAUACUACAGAUAAAACUGGUGUCACUCCACUCGAUAUAGCUUUCAAACAUGAUAACGCCAAGAUUGUUGAACUUCUGCUGAAAAAUUCAGCCGGAAUAGGAAAUAUUUCAAUGUUUGAAAUUAUCUUGUAUUCCGAUCAAUGCGCUCAAAUAUUUUUGGAUAAAGGGAACCUUAACAGUAUAAGGCAAGCUAUCGACAACGAUAAUAGACCCUUGCAAUGUUCAUUUCAUCUAGCUAUACAUGCUGGAUUUCUCACUGUGGCCAAAGGAAUUGCACAUACCAUUUCAAACCUAAACGAUAUUCAAGAUCCGUUACAUUUGGCAGCCAGAUCCGGUAGUAUUGAACUGUUACAAUUCCUGAUAGAUGAAAAACAAGAUGUUAACAAACUUAAUCUGCAUAAAGAGUCUGCACUAGACAUAGCCAUACGAUGUAAUCAUCCACAAGCAGCGCGAGUUUUACUCGAUAACGGAGCUACCAUCGGUAAGCUAUCCCUACAUGCGGCCAUCUUAACUGAAUAUACAGAAACUACGGAAUGUGUUAAACUGCUGCUAGAGAAAGGAGCUGAUCCUAAUGAGUACGACCAUUUAGGACGCACUGCUCUACAUUUGGCCGCACUCUUUGACAAUCGCAAGUGUUUGGCCAUUCUUAUUGGAAGCGGUUCAUCAGUCCUGUCAAAGGAUUUCAAUGGCCGAAUCCCUCUUCAUUACGCCGUUACCAAAAAGGCUGGAAAGGCAAUCGAAAUAUUCCUAGAACACAAACAGGCUGCCGAAAUGCUAAAUUCAACGGAUGAAAUGGGACGUACAGCUCUACACAUGGCUGUUAUAGUGAACUGUCCAAUAUUGGUUGCCAAACUGAUUGACUCGGGAGCAUGUUUGGAUGCUCGCGACCACAAACAGCAGACACCUUUACAGUUGGCUAUUGCCGAGAAAGCUCCUACGGUCGAGCAAUUACUAAUCGAACGGAAGGAGCAAACGGAAGAUUACGAAUGUGCUAUCCAGUUAUUGUAUGAGUAAUGUAUAUCGUUGAAGAUGUGAUAGAAGGUGAAUAAUCAGUGUAUGAUAUUGUGCUUCUGAACAGCAGGAAAAACUUUUGGUUUGUGACAGAUUAUAGUUAACUAGAGCAUUUAGAUUUAGCAUUUAUAGUUAACUAGAGAUUUAGAUUAGAGAAAUAAAUGUCAAUUGUUAUCAAUUGUGUUAACUGUUUGGUCGUUAAAUGGUGAGAGGCCACAAGCCUGCAGCCUUCAACGGUAGUAGCAGAAUGAGAGGGUACGAGUGAGAAAGCAUUUAUAUAUAUCUGGUGAGGUGACAAACAACAAAGAACAAAGCAUAAUUGUCCUAUGCCACAAACGUAUUUUUAUUAUGUGGUACACCGAAUCAUAAUUUUCAUCAGUCCAUUCCUCUAGUCAGCUAUGGCAAAGUAGCGAACAUGAUUACAACUGGCAACAUUAAUCAAAGUUGCCUUGGUAAUAUCUUUGCUAUAUUAUUUUUGUUUACAUACCAGGAUAUAGAUAUUUUAUAUUGUUUGGUUUGGAUGAUA